AUGAAGGCCUUUAUUUUUGCGGCCUUUGCCUUGGCUGCUUCAGCGGCCUUUGUUGAGGCUGGUGUGUUCAAAGCCAAAUUGUCCAAGUUGCCCCACGCGAAAGAGCGUACGUUAGCCUCAGUGAUCUCGCAAUCAGAGUUCCUGGGCUACAAGUACGGCGCGAUGCGCAAGCAAAGGCCUUUCUCUCUUACUCAAAAUGCAGAGGGUGGUAUGAGCAUCCAGAGCGCGGAUGCGGGUUUGAGCUCUGACAAGUGGAUGGGUGAGGCGAAGGCCGGACAUGAUGUGCCUUUAACCGACUUUGUGAACGCACAAUACUUUGCGGACAUUGAACUUGGCUCGCCGCCUCAAACAUUCAAGGUCAUCCUUGAUACCGGAUCAGCAAACUUGUGGGUUCCCUCGCAGUCUUGCACCUCAAUUGCUUGUUUCUUGCACAAGAAGUACGACAGCUCUUUGUCAACGACAUACAAGGCCAAUGGCUCGACUUUUGAGAUCCAGUACGGAUCGGGCAGUAUGGAGGGCUUUGUCUCGCAAGACAACCUGAAGAUCGGUGACCUGUCGAUCCAGGGCCAAGACUUUGCGGAAGCUACCAGUGAGCCGGGACUGGCUUUUGCUUUCGGCAAGUUUGAUGGUAUCUUGGGCUUGGCGUACGAUACGAUCAGUGUGAACAAGAUUGUGCCUCCCUUUUACAAGAUGGUAGAGCAAGGGCUCCUGGACAAGAACCAGUUUGCUUUCUACCUUGGCUCGGAUGACUCCGAUGGCGGUGAGGCUACGUUCGGUGGAACGGACAAGAGCCACUAUGAAGGCCCGAUCGUGUAUGCCCCUGUCCGUCGUAAGGGUUACUGGGAGGUGGCGCUGAACAAGAUCAGCUUUGGCAAAGAAGAAUUGGUGCUCCCUCGUACGGGUGCUGCUAUCGAUACCGGCACGUCGCUGAUCGCUAUGCCCUCUGAUAUCGCCGAGAUUCUGAACAAGGAAAUCGGCGCUACGCGUAGUUGGACUGGCCAAUAUAGUGUGGAUUGUGCCAAAGUGCCUUCACUCCCGGACCUGACUUUCUACCUGGACAACAAGCCCUACACGCUCAAGGGUAAGGACUACAUUUUGGAUGUGCAAGGUACUUGUAUCUCUUCCUUUAUGGGUUUGGACUUGCCUGCGCCUGUGGGUCCGCUCUGGAUCAUUGGUGAUGUGUUCUUGCGUAAGUUCUACACUGUCUAUGAUCUAGACAAGAAUGCAGUGGGCUUUGCCAAGGCGGUCGCCAACUAG
Messenger RNA from Malassezia pachydermatis, 1257 nucleotides. RefSeq names its product aspartic peptidase a1. Gene Ontology annotation, biological process: proteolysis. The coding region runs from base 1 to 1257 and encodes 418 amino acids. The record is from RefSeq and is a predicted model, not a curated record. NCBI's taxonomy places the organism in Eukaryota, Fungi, Basidiomycota, Malasseziomycetes, Malasseziales, Malasseziaceae. Gene Ontology annotation, cellular component: fungal-type vacuole. The transcript has a single exon. Gene Ontology annotation, molecular function: aspartic-type endopeptidase activity.